AUGAGUACAGCUACUUUCGUAGAAAUCCUUCUGGCUAUCCUCUUGCCUCCUCUCGGCGUCUUUCUCAAAUUUGGCUUAAAGGUUGAGUUUUGGAUAUGUUUGAUAUUGACGCUGUUUGGUUAUCUUCCCGGGAUCCUUUACGCUCUUUAUAUCAUCACCAAGGACUGAUUUUCAUAUCUCAUCUGUUCUUUCCUCUCGGUCUCCUUGAGGAAACAGCUGUUCGUCGUCGUGAUCUCCCAUUGGGACUGCUUCAUCAUUUGUUUUAUCUGUUCUGAGUAAUUAAUUGUCAUUGUUGUAUUUGUAUUAUUAUAUACUUUAUGCUGAUAUAUAUGAAGAAGAAUUCGUUGGUUUA
Messenger RNA from Brassica napus (rape), 352 nucleotides. Its product is annotated as hydrophobic protein RCI2B. The transcript is spliced from 3 exons. The record is from RefSeq and is a predicted model, not a curated record. The coding region runs from base 1 to 168 and encodes 55 amino acids. Gene Ontology annotation, cellular component: membrane. NCBI's taxonomy places the organism in Eukaryota, Viridiplantae, Streptophyta, Magnoliopsida, Brassicales, Brassicaceae.